AUGUCUAGCACCUGCGAACCAGAAUUGCUUGUGGCACUGUGCCAUAGGAUCCAACUAGAUUAUCCGGUACCUUACGAUUCUCGACGCGACACCCUCUCUCCAACCUUCCAAGGCGAUUUCGAGCACGACGACCUCAGUUCUUAUGAUUGGGCCUCAAUUUCCGAAUCAAUUGCGUCUCUAUGCGUCUUCGAAUCCAAGGGCCAAGUAAUCGCCCUGGCGGUGGAUAGAGAUCUGACAGCCAAGCAAACCGAAAUCCUCCUCGCUGAAAAUGACGAGGUUCAUGACAAGACGUACGAAUUCAUCCAGAACAGGUUCGCCGUCGAACACCCCAGCGUGAAGCGAAUUCACGAUACGGUCUACAACCACAUCCUCGACAGAUUGAAGGGCCGGGCAAGCAAAUACUAUAAGAAAAUGGGGAAGGAAAUAAAGAAGAAGUAUCCCGACUACAAGCCCGAGGAAGUUGCUGCGCCGUCCGACAUGGAAGGCUUCGACGAGCUGCAUUCAUUUAUCUACACCCUCUACAAAAUCACUCAAGAAGGCUCUGUGGACAAGGAGCCUUGGAAUAAAUUCCGCGGGAAGCCAGAUGAAGGAUUAGAGGCAGAGAAAAUCGAGGGUCUCGUCCAAAGAUACUGGAAGAAGAUAGUCAACGUCAAACGCUCCAUAGGCAUACUUCUCAACAACGUCAAGAAUCCGCUAUUUGUGAAAUAUCUGGAGCGAGAAGUGAAGGUCAACCGCCUUGGACAACCUGCGGCUGCUUUGAACAUACCGCCGCAAGACUCAGUCGCCACUUUCUUUAACGCGGACGGCGCUCUUCAUGCGCUUCAUAUUACUGGCCAAUGCAGUAUCGACAAAAUCAAAGAAAUUACCAAGAAGCUCUCCAAUCCCAAACCAUUAUACAAAAACCUUCCAGUUCACUGUGAAAUAAAGAUCCUUGAUUUCCUCGCUCAGAACAGCGACAGGUUCAAGAGCAUCGACUACGUCGGUGUUACCAAACUCGCUUGCGCCGGAUGUCAUCUGUAUUUUGAAGCCUUUGCAAAGGUCGUCAGGCGAGUACGCAAGAAAGGUCAACACGGAAAGUUUUACUUUCCUUGGGGUUUACCAGAUUGGAGUGGGGUGCACAAGGAGGACGGACGCAGGUUACGGCACGAGAUAUUGUCUCUUGCUAUAAAGGAGUGGAAUCAGAGGGCACAAUACGGUGAGGGCCCAGAGCAAGUAGCAGGAGAGGAGGGCACAUCUACUCGAAGUCAGAGGGGUGCAUCGGAGAGCACUGUCGGGUCAUUUUUUGUUGUCAGCGAUGACGUAGAGGAGGUAUUGAGGACGGCCUACUAG
Molecule: messenger RNA, 1329 nt
Organism: Cyclocybe aegerita
Lineage: Eukaryota; Fungi; Basidiomycota; Agaricomycetes; Agaricales; Hemipholiotaceae
Source: the annotation of a GenBank genome assembly